Molecule: messenger RNA, 6725 nt
Organism: Schistocerca nitens (vagrant locust)
Lineage: Eukaryota; Metazoa; Arthropoda; Insecta; Orthoptera; Acrididae
Gene: SIDL
Product: trafficking protein particle complex subunit 10
Exons: 20
Coding region: 199-3717 (1172 amino acids)
Biological process (GO): early endosome to Golgi transport; intra-Golgi vesicle-mediated transport
Cellular component (GO): TRAPPII protein complex
Source: RefSeq, a predicted model, not a curated record
GAAUGUUUGAGUGGUGGCUGUUUGAAGUUGUGAUAGAAGCUGAAGUAGGCCAUGAGAUGUGUGUGACAUAUACAAACUUCCGUUAAUGACAGUGAAUGUGUACCUAGGAAAUGGUAGUUGGUGUAACAUGGUUUGCGAUAGUUGUUGUGCUUUGUUGUCUCCUAACUAUAUUUUCAGAUGUUACAAGGAAGAUGAAUAAUGUACAUUAUGGACAACAAACCGAUAAUUACAUAUUCUGGAGAUAAAGCAUUGGUUUCUAGUCUUGAAACCCUGUUGGAGAAAGGAAUUCCUCAAGAAUGUACGGAGUGGAAGAGAUCGUAUGGAAGAGCCGUUAAAAGUGUAUUUAUUGAAGCCAAAUUUAUUCCUUUUUCGAAGGAAAUAUUGCCGAAAGACUCUGAUUGGCACUUGACUAAGCAACCAAUCUUCCAUACAUUUUGGACAGAUUGUUCUGACGUAGAUGUGUACAAAACUUCCGUUCGUGAUGACAUUGAGAACUGGAUGAAAAUUCUAAACCAGCAUAACAUUCACGACUGGUUAAUUGUGCUUGUCGAAACUUAUGAUGUAAAGAAAACUAACAAAUUGCUACUCAGAACGUCUGUAUUGGACAAAAUUAGAAGUGACUUUGCAUCGAAACAUGCUGACAGGUGUUUAUCUGUCAUUAAUCCUAUUCGCUCAGAGUCCCGUUCUGCUGAAUCUUGGCGGGGUAUGUUGACAAGAAUUAGAGUACUGGUUUUGGCGGCAUACAAUAGGACAUUGAUAAAGUUUGAAGAAGUAAUUAGGGAACAGAGAGAACGAAGAAAUGAGCCUGGAUGGAACUUCUGUCAUUAUUUUCUUUUGCAGGAAGAAUUAGCAUUUGUGCUUCAGAUGCUUGGUUUACAUGAUGAAGCACUAGUACAAUAUGAUGAGUUGGAUGCCUUAUUUACUCAGUUUGUCUUGAACUCAAAUGUUGGAGACACACCUGCAUGGCUUAGUGACUUCCAGAAGCCGUUUGAUAGUUGGUCCAGCAUUGUUUUGAGCAAACAGCUGGAUGUGGGACGGCGGUGUCUACUUACGGAGUGCAGAAUUUCUUUGCUAGACUUUCGUGGCUACCUGUUUUCACGUCAGAGUGCAAUGCUCCUGCUGUUACUCCGACCAGGAGAGUUAGCAAUGCGUGCACUUCAGUUCCUACACAUGUGUAUCAGAGAGCUGGAUAUCCUAGAAAUCUCUACACCACCAGGUGCUGUAGCAUGCUGGGUCUUCCUUUGUUGUCUUGAAGUCUUGCAGACAUGUGAGAGUUGCCCAGGAAGUACAGAUUGUGAUAGUGGUGAUUCCUAUCCAGUGCAUGCAGCAAGCCUCUGGGCCUAUGCCCGUGAUAAGCUGAGAGAACUGGGUGAAUUGUGUGGACUUACACCGGGUUUGGAACCUACAAGUGAGCAGCUUCAUACUGUAGUGCUACUUUCAGCUGGUAUGGGAGAUCCACCUCCAGGCAUCAAACAGCCAACGCCCACUGACAAACUGAAAGAAGCUCUUUCAUCAAAAGAAGCUUUUAGGAAACAUUAUCUGGAGCUUGCUGAACUUGCAAUGGGGACAUUCAAACAUAUUGGUAGAUUUCGUUCAGCUCGCAUGGUUGGCAGAGAUCUUGCUGAUUUUUAUAUAAAAAUGGAGGAGCCACAUAAAGCAAGUGUUUUUCUUGCUGAAGCAUUUUUACAGUAUGAAGAGGAAGGCUGGUUGAAGUUAGCAGCUGAAACACUAUUGGAACUUGCUUCAUGUUAUAAGAAGACUGAUAUAGUUGACAGGUUUAUCAGAACCUGUGCAAAAAUUGCAGGUGCAAAAGAUCUGAAUUGUCAGACCAGAAUAUUCUAUUUUGAUGAAAUGAUGAGUGCACUUAUAAAAUUUAGUAGUGAAAAUCCAGUAACUACACAGUUGUCGGAUGCCUUUCAACUUAACAGAGUUGAAAUAAUAAAAGCAAGCAAACCAAUUAUUAAACAUUCAGUUGUGGAAGUAGAGUUUGAGGUGGAGAGCUUACUGCCUAAGGAGGUGUGCUGCAAGAGAGCAUCAGUCCUAGUAAAUGAAGUUAGAGAAACUUUGAGGCAAAGUGGGCUACCAGAUCCUCGUCCCCAUGAGAUGGUUUCUGAGAAAAAAUCAAAGCAGCAUAGUGAAGAUGCUAAAGCAUCUUUAAAACUUGUAGAUAGGUACAUUAAACCAGAAGCAAAUAGUGAAAUCGCUCAGAAGUUGGCUAUGCUGGAACAUCUAGAUUAUAAACAGGACAAAAAUCUUGCUUCCGCCAGCGUUGUUGCGAAAAACCCAAAACAGUUCCUCAGGAGGACAGAUAGUCAAGGAAAAUAUAAGAAAGUAAAUGCAGCAGUAAAAAGUGAUUUUAUAUGCGAGUUCAGUUUAGACAAUUUCACUUUAUAUCCUGGAGUCAACACAUUUGUAUUGAAAGGAAAGGCACAACAAAAGGGAAUUUAUCAGCUUGGUCAGUUGUCUUUAAUGGUGGAAGGAAAACUGGAGUUUCUGUCACCUAUUAUAUUACCUCGCUUAAGCUUUAGAGUAGUAAGGGAACCUUCAUCAGUUAGUCUUAACAAAGGUGAAAAGGAUUUGCUCGCAGGACUGGAACAAGAGAUGGUACUCACAGUUUCGUCAGGAAGCUUUUCCAUUGAUGAGGGAACAUGCAUUCGAUUAAGAACUUCAAGAGGCUUCUGUAUGCAGUUAAAGGACAGCAGCGAACCUCUCUCAAAUGAGGUGACUGUUUCUCUACCUGAAGCACAGCCAUUUGAAACAAAGUCAAUGCUCAUGAAGGUAUUGGCUGACAUGCCUCCAGUGAAGGACAACACUGCUGUAGAGCAUAAGGUGAGCUUGCAUUUACCUUGGACAUCAGAAGAGAAGAAUAUUACUCUGCACUUUCAGCCAUCUUUCAAGACAUCAUGCCGUCUUUAUACAGAACAUGCUAACAAAUUCAUUCAAAUUGUUGUAUGUGGUCUAAACCAGCAGAUGAUCGAAUUGAAGGAUCCAGAGCUUGUAAUUAAGGGGAAUAAAGAUCAUUCAUUGCUUUCCCAUAAUCCUACUGCUGGGCAGAAACUAGUGAUAAAAACUGGACUAAAGUGUUCAUUUUUAUGGGGGCUAGUGCUUGGUGACACUGAUGAUACACCGCCUAUCAAGACAGAGUUUUCAAUCAAAUAUAGCCCCAUAAUUGAUCCACUGAAACGAAUGAGUAGUCCAGAAUUCAAACCAUAUUCUUGUAGCUUUGAAAUAAAAGAUUACAAGACUCUGUAUGAAGUUAAAUCACAGGUUGAACCUUUAAAAGGGAACGAAUUUUGUCGGGCAGGCAGCAUGUGCCAUCUCCAACUGCAUGUCCGCCGAAUUAAUCCUAGUUCUCAUAACUCCUUAAUGUAUGAAGUACUUGCUGAUCAAACUAUUUGGGCUGUGUGUGGAAGAACAGCUGGUGUUAUAUCUUUAGAAGACUCAGAUAAACAGAGUGUAACAUUGGAUGUGAUGCCUCUGAUUGGAGGAUAUCUACCACUGCCAUCAGUUCGCCUGUCUAAGUACAUCCCUGCAGAAAAAAAGUCACCAGGAACAAAAGUUCAAGCUCAGAAGAACAAAAUUGAUGUGUCUCCUGUUCAUCCAAGAUUGGAACCUUUCAGCCCAGGGCAAGUGUAUAACAGCAGCAGUGGUGAACAGAUUCAUGUUCUGGCUGCAGUAACACCAGCAAUGUUACUGGAUUCUGCAAUUCAUCAGUAGUAAAUUCUUUUUAUACAAAUUUCUUGCCAUGAGAAGUGGGAAAAUUUGCUGUCACAGAGUACUUUAUUAGCAUCUAGUUCAUGUUGAGGAAAUAUUGGUGUAACAAUGGCGUAACAUCAGAAACUUUACUCAUUACCUACUGCUUGUCCAUUGCACUUUGGGUUAAUACUCAGAGAUCUGUGCAACAUUUUCAUAACUUCUUUCGAGACACUAUGUGCCUUUUUCUGGCUAAACUAACUAAUUCCAAACCUAACUGGUUGUACACUUUAUAGAAAUCUGAAAAUGGAAAUGACAGUUGAAUUUGCAUAUUCAUUGUGGAAUUUGUGCGACCCCUAAUCUCCAUGUUGUGUUGAUACAUUACAAAAGAAGUUUCCAAAAAGAGCAAUUUUAGUAUAGUUUGUAGCUUUGCAAUAAUGCAGAAUGUGCAAUGGUAUCAGGACCUACAAACUUUCAAAGUUACAGUUCUGAAAGUGUGUGCCACAAAUAUUUGUGCCAAUGUUCUACUGUAAAGUGGCAGGCAUGAAACAAUGAACUAGUUUUAAUGUUACUGUAACAUUUGUUUAUGCCUCAUAUGUGAACAAACAGUGUGUUCAUUAGCAGUGUAUGAUCUUAAUAUUAGUGUUACUGUAAAAGUACAAAUGUACGAUGCAGGAGUGUGUGCAAAAAGUGACUUUGUUUAUGAAUAGACCUAUGCUAUAUGACUUGACAAAUACUCAGUGUUUUAUUUUCAUGCAAUUAGUGUCAUCUUUCAUUUAAGUUAAUGGAGAUAUUUACAUCAUACUCAGAUUCAUCAUUCUGUAUAAAUUUCUUCAUGGACCCACACUGACUGUCCCUAAAUAUAAAUAGAGUGUGAGAAAAAAUGAUUUUCCAUGGCAAAAAAGGUCUUAGAUGUGCGUUGACCAUGACUUUUGAUAUUACCUCUGCAAAUAUAGGUAAAAUUUAAAGAAUGAUAUUAUGCAGUAUGUGCAACUGCCUUGUAAAUAUUCUUGAAUGUAUUAUUAACAGAGGAAAUAGUACUUUACAUAUUUUUUGAUUUAAAGUGUAAAUAUAUAUUCAGAUUUAUAGUCAUAGUGGCAGAAAAGCCAUUCCGUACUGGCUUUGCUCUGUUGUAGGAAAAUCCUGAUGGCUGCCAUUGUAAGUGACAAAUUGAAAAUGUUUUUGUGUGCCACUUCCAUUUAGUUCUGUGCACAUGCUGUGAUUUUACAGAUAUUUUUGUUUCUUCCUUUAUUUUUACUGUGGGCUGUUGAUGAUGUCAGCAUAAGUAUUUAGAAAAUUUGUGUGCCUCUGAAAUCUUAACACAUUCAAAAGUUAUUUAGAAAUCUCUUCGUGGUCUUUACAUAAAUCAAAGCUGCACAACUAUAUUUUUGAUGUUACCUAGUUUCUAAUAAAAAGUUCACUGUUUUGUGUGCUGAAAAUGAUAGAGAUUCUUUUCCCACGUUGGGCAAGCUAAGUAACUUGGUGUAUGCACAAACAGUGUAAUAUUUUGAAAGUACGAAAAGUAAGUGUCUGUGGCUACACUAUUGAAAUUAAUGAUAGAGAUUUAUAUUGCUAUUCUGAGCAUAGCAAUCAUUUAACAUGGACAAAAACUUACUUUGUUUCUGGUUUACUCUUAAGUUCCUAGUUUAGUCCCUUGAUUUGUACAAGGAACAUCAUUUGUGUUCAGGAACAAAACUACUUCAAUUUUGCAACGAAAUUAUAUUAAAACUUGGUAUUAUCUUCCAUUAAUAUCUUACUAUGUUCUUGUGAUGUGUUGAGUAUAUUAGCUUCACGCCUGCAUGAAUUCAAAUUUGCAGGCUUUAUAUAGGUUAUAGAGAUUGUAUUGCUCAUAUUUGUUAAUUUAUAAGUUAAGACUGUGGUGCUUGCAGAUACUCAAAAUUCUGGUAUUUGCAUUGUGAAUUUUAUAGACUGAUUUGGAUUCUAAUAUUAGUGCAUAAAUGCAUCUGAGAAUCCACAGAUCAUUAGUAUUUGUGUGUUGUAAAACAUAGUACCAUUCUUGUUCCAAACAAAGUAAAAUUUAUUAUGAAAUGAAUUUAUUAUAAAGAAGCACCAUCAUUUCAUGUGGUCACAUUGGAACUAUCUUAACCAUAUUACCAGUUUAACUGGGGCACAGGAUGUUCUCUCCUUUUGUUACAAAUUAGGUGCGGAACUGAUUUUGUUUGCAGGAAUCUGAUUUUACUGACUGACACUGAGAGUGAGUAAUUCUAAUAAAAAUGUUUAGAGCUCGUUUAUGAAGCUAACUGACUACAUACUUGUGAACACAGCUUCAUUAUUAUGUUUGUCAUGUUUCUCUGUCCUGGGUGUUAGACAUGAGAAUUACUUUACUUAUUUUUCUGUUUUGUAUAUUAUUCGCUCUCAGUGCAAUGUAGUUUGCCAACUACAUCUUAGUCUAAGUGAUUGACUUCCUUCGAGAUGUCUGGUAAAUAAUUACAAAAUGUUUCUUAGAACAUCCGUUUUUACAUUUGAUAACAUUUCUUGUAGAAGUGUGUGUGUGUGUGUGUGUGUGUGUGUGAGUGAGUGAGUGAGAGAGAGAGAGAGAGAAAAUAUGUCAGUAUGUAGUUGUGUUAUAAGAUCUAAACAGCAUUUCUCCCAGUUCAGUGUUAGAAAAUGUGAGAUAACUGUUUCAUGAUAUUACAUGGAAAUGAAUUAUGUUAAAUAAUUUUAUUUGAUUAAAUUUAUAGUUUAUGUCACAUAUUGUAAAAUUUUAGCCUAUGCCAUGCCAUGAUAUGCAGUUGAUGACAGCAGAGUUGUUUGUAUUUUCUAUGUUAUUGUCAAGUUCGGAUAUGUCACAAAUUUGUUAAGCUUUGAUAUACAUAAUAGAUCACAGCUUGCCCAUAAAUAUCUUCUUACAGUUUCCUAUUCUUAACGGGAGAAAUUACUGAAACUAAAUAUGUUUUUUGUUCUCAAAUAUUUGUUUGUUGAAGAGUUAUAUAUGUUAAAAUGUUUUACAUGAAACAAAGAAUUAAAGGCUGUGAGUAUCUAAGUUAAUUAAAUGUUAUGUUCCAAAGAAA